Messenger RNA from Tilletiaria anomala UBC 951, 1097 nucleotides. RefSeq lists its product as uncharacterized. The record is from RefSeq and is a predicted model, not a curated record. Bases 67 to 1053 code for a protein of 328 amino acids. The transcript has 3 exons. NCBI's taxonomy places the organism in Eukaryota, Fungi, Basidiomycota, Exobasidiomycetes, Georgefischeriales, Tilletiariaceae. Gene Ontology annotation, molecular function: nickel cation binding.
CGUGCUGGACCGCGUGCAUCGCCAAAGGUGUCGCGGAUCCGAAACGGAGCUCUCUUCGAAAGGGCCAUGGACGCGGAUGGUGGAAAAGACGCAGAGACCUACGUGUCCUGGGUGUUGUCCGACUCGAAUCUGCCGACCGGUGGCUUCGUCGCGUCUGCCGGCUUGGAAGCUGUUUACACCCAUGGACUUCUUGAUGAGUGUCUCCGCAAAUAUGGUCCAACGGCUCCAAGUUCGCAGCCUGCACAUCAUGGCCCGCAGGCGCACCAAGCCGCUGCCCUGCUGAUCUUCAUUCAGGAAAGUCUCCGGUCUUAUUACCAUCUGGUCAAGACGAUCGUCCGCGAUGCACACUCCCUCUUGCGCGAAGUGACUGCGCAGAGCACACAAGCGUCAAUCGAGCAGACCGUCGCAAAGUUCUUGCAAGUGGAUCAGCGUGCGCAUGCGCAGAUGCCCAACCAUGUUAAUCGUCGUGCAUCCGCCGCACAGGGCGCCGCGCUUCUAACUUUGUACACAAAGGCUUUUUCGGGAAGCAGCGUACGGCAGAUUCAGGGUGCAUUCGAUGCUGGCGCUGACACAGCGAGUAUCGCCAAGGAUUCCACGGUCCGAACACACAAAGUCUCAAGCUUUCUGGCCAACAUUAAGCGGCAGGUCCGAGCUGGCCGGACCUACGGUCAUCUCGCGAGUGUGUGGGGCAUCUUUUCAGCUUCGCUUGACCUCAGCUUAGAUCGAGCGGUAGACUUGCACCUAUUCCUUCAAGCGAGAGCCGUGCUCUCGUCAGCGGUCCGCCUGAAUAUCCUCGGCCCUUAUCUUGCUCACCAGAUCCUCUUGUUUGAUGUGAGAGAGACUCUGUCGUGCAUACGGAACAAGCCAGAAGACUCGAUAAGCGACAGACAGAGACGAAAAGCAUCGCAGGAAGUUGGACAUACCUUCGGAGGAUCAGAGUGGGAUUGGUCAUGGGAAGAUGAUGACACCGAAUAUGUGACGAGCACUUGGCCCUUACUGGAAAUUGUGCAAGGGCGCCAUGAUCAGCUGCAUUCGAGACUGUUUAAUAGCUGAAUAUUUCCUAAUAGUACAAUGCAAUCUGGUUGGGCCUUUCACCC